Messenger RNA from Cucumis sativus (cucumber), 1386 nucleotides. RefSeq names its product pyrrolidone-carboxylate peptidase 1. Lineage: Eukaryota; Viridiplantae; Streptophyta; Magnoliopsida; Cucurbitales; Cucurbitaceae. Gene Ontology annotation, molecular function: pyroglutamyl-peptidase activity. Gene Ontology annotation, cellular component: cytosol. The record is from RefSeq and is a predicted model, not a curated record. The coding region runs from base 500 to 1162 and encodes 220 amino acids. The transcript is spliced from 4 exons. Gene Ontology annotation, biological process: proteolysis.
AUUCUUCAACUUUUACAUGGGAUCAUUACUAUUAUUCUAUUGUCAUGCAGUUUUAUGAACUGGGUUUAUUUAUUUAUUUAUUUUUUUUCAUUUUCCCUUCUCGAUUUGUUUGAUUUCUGAGGUAUUUCAGUGGAAAUUGCUGCUGUUACUCUGGUGUAACUUCCAUUCUUUGUUUUCUUUUUUGAGUUUGUGUACACAACUAGUGAAGCGGGGGCUGGAUAUGCUGUUUAUGGUUUCAGAAAUUUGUUGUUAACAGUACAAUAUUAGUGAGCUAGUGUUGUGUAAUUUUUUGUUGUUCUAAUCCUUGUCUAAGAGAAAAGGAUGGAUAAUAGAAUGAGAUUUUGGUGUUGGGGAGUAUGAAGUGUAAAGAAAAAGAUUGUUUCUGCUGAGAGUUUUAGUUUCAGUUGCAACAAGUUAAUCACUUGUGUUCAUAUCUUGCAGAUUGUUGGGGACAAUUCUCUCUGUAGCAGUACUGUUACCAAGAAGAGAUCUUUGUUAAAUGGGGUCGGAAGGGCCUCCAUCAGUUACGAUUCAUGUAACAGGGUUUAAGAAGUUCCAUGGGGUUUCUGAUAAUCCAACUGAGACAAUAGUGAACAAUCUCAAGAAGUAUAUGGAGAAGAAUGGUUUGCCAGAAGGUCUAACUAUUGGGAGUUGCAGCAUUCUUGAGACUGCGGGGCAGGGAGCUCUAGAUUUGCUACAUAAGACGUUGCAAUCUGCUGUAGAGGGGAAGGGUUCUGAACCUACCAAUUCUAGAAGAAUCAUCUGGCUUCACUUGGGAGUGAAUAGUGGUGCUUCAAGAUUUGCUAUCGAACGCCAAGCCUUUAAUGAAGCCACUUUUCGAUGUCCUGAUGAAAUGGGAUGGAAGCCUCAGAAAGUACCAAUUGUACUGGAGGACGGUGAAGUAUCACGUGCACGAGAGACCUCUCUUCCAGUGGAGGAAAUAACGAAGACACUGGCAAAGAAGGGAUACGAAGUGAUGACUUCAGAUGAUGCUGGUCGGUUCGUGUGCAAUUAUGUCUACUACCAUUCCCUCCGCCAAGCAGAAGAGAACGGCAUCAAAUCACUAUUUGUUCAUGUUCCUCUCUUCUUAACUAUAGAUGAAGAGACCCAGAUGCAAUUUAUUGCUUCCUUGUUAGAAGUACUUGCAUCUUCAAGUUAUUAGGUUACCAAUGUAUAGGAGGAUGUAUUGGGGUGAUGCUUGUUUGUCAAGAUGCUUGAAUAAAAGAAAUAAUAAUAUGCUUUAGGGGCCAAUGUAUGUAUUCAAAAACGUGCAUUCAAAUGUUCUUCAUACUUAUCUUUAGAUGAUUUCACCUACUUGUCGACAUCAAUAACAUUUGAAGCCUCCCAUGCCUGAUUUAUGAAUGAAAAGUUAAAUUUGCUAGUGAA